AAAAUCCUCAUAAAGAGAGAGCUAGGGCUUACUCUUUCAGCCCCCUCCUCUCAACCUCCAUUUCUCUUUUGCUUCUCCUUUGUUUUCAUAUAUACAAAGAGAUGACUUUAAUGGCGGAUCAUCAUUCCUGGGCAGUUGCAUUUGGAGUCUUGGGCAACAUCAUCUCAAUCCUUGUAUACCUGGCUCCAGUACCAACAUUCUACAGAAUAUACAAAAAGAAAUCAACCGAGAGUUUCCAAUCACUCCCAUACCAGGUAGCAUUGUUCAGCUCCAUGCUAUGGCUUUACUACGCCUUGAUGAAAAAGGGUGCUUUCCUGCUCAUCACCAUCAACUCCUUUGGAUGUGUUGUAGAGACUAUAUACAUAUCUAUGUUCAUAGCUUAUGCAACCACGAACAGCAGGGCAUCCGCUAUAAAACUUUUUGUUUCCCUCAACGUUGGUCUCUUCUCAUUGAUUCUGAUUCUCACACACUUCCUGGCGAAAGGUGAAGUUCGUGUGCAGGUUCUUGGUUGGAUGUGCGUUGCUUUCUCUAUAUCUGUAUUUGCAGCCCCCUUAAGCAUUGUGGCACGAGUGAUUCGAACAAAGAGCGUUGAGUUCAUGCCUUUCAACCUGUCGUUUUUCCUAACAAUAAGUGCUGUAAUGUGGUUUGCUUAUGGACUAUUCAUGAAGGACCUCUGUGUAGCUCUUCCGAAUGUGGCGGGCUUCGUCUUGGGGAUGCUCCAGAUGCUGCUUUAUGCAAUUUAUCGAAACAACGGAGAUGCUGUAGAGGAUAAGCUACCGGAGCAGAUGAAAGGUGAUGUUGUGCUCAGCACAUUAUGCCCCUCCGAAGUUUAUCCAGUAGCUGUAGACAUUAAACCAGAUGUUACCACCAAAGAAGAUAAGACAGAUUGUGAAGAGACAGGGGACGCCGGCAAAAAAGAUGUGAAAAGCUUGGAAGGUUCCGACGAAUGCCCUGUUUGAUUUAAGCACUAGGAUGUAGGUACAACCAGUUCAUGAAUUUGUUGCGACUUCUUAUGCCUCAUUUCUUUUAAAACCCCAGCACAAAUGAACCAAGAAUGUCUCCAUCCUUGUUUUUAUUUAUAUCUUUGACGCCAUUGAUACAGAGUACGUAGUUAUUGUUUUUCGGAAUUCCACAAGGCCACUUUCAUGGACA
This is a messenger RNA of Hibiscus syriacus, 1152 nucleotides long. Its product is annotated as bidirectional sugar transporter SWEET15-like. Lineage: Eukaryota; Viridiplantae; Streptophyta; Magnoliopsida; Malvales; Malvaceae. The transcript has 6 exons. Bases 102 to 959 code for a protein of 285 amino acids. The record is from RefSeq and is a predicted model, not a curated record. Gene Ontology annotation, biological process: carbohydrate transport. Gene Ontology annotation, molecular function: sugar transmembrane transporter activity. Gene Ontology annotation, cellular component: membrane.